This is a messenger RNA of Nycticebus coucang (slow loris), 1793 nucleotides long. It is a transcript of the gene KCTD17, whose product is annotated as potassium channel tetramerization domain containing 17. Gene Ontology annotation, biological process: protein homooligomerization; proteasome-mediated ubiquitin-dependent protein catabolic process. Gene Ontology annotation, molecular function: cullin family protein binding. NCBI's taxonomy places the organism in Eukaryota, Metazoa, Chordata, Mammalia, Primates, Lorisidae. The coding region runs from base 83 to 739 and encodes 218 amino acids. The record is from RefSeq and is a predicted model, not a curated record. The transcript has 6 exons. Gene Ontology annotation, cellular component: cytoplasm; Cul3-RING ubiquitin ligase complex.
GGACUACAGCUCCCGGCGGGCCCCGCGCGCAGCACCUGCCCGCCCCCCGCUCCGGGCGGAGGAUGCAGACGCCCGGCGGGCGAUGAGGAUGGAGGCCGGGGAGGCAGCGCCGCCGGUGGGGGCGGGCGGCCGCGCCGCGGGCGGCUGGGGCAAGUGGGUGCGGCUCAACGUGGGGGGCACGGUGUUCCUGACCACCCGGCAGACGCUGUGCCGCGAGCAGAAGUCCUUCCUCAGCCGCUUGUGCCAGGGGGAGGAGCUGCAGUCGGACCGGGAUGAGACUGGGGCCUACCUCAUUGACCGUGACCCCACCUACUUCGGGCCCAUUCUGAACUUCCUCCGUCAUGGCAAGCUGGUGCUGGACAAGGACAUGGCUGAGGAGGGGGUCCUGGAGGAAGCUGAAUUCUACAACAUUGGCCCGCUGAUCCGCAUCAUCAAAGACCGGAUGGAAGAGAAGGACUACACGGUCACCCAGGUCCCGCCCAAGCACGUAUACCGUGUGCUGCAGUGCCAGGAGGAGGAGCUCACACAGAUGGUCUCCACCAUGUCCGACGGCUGGCGCUUUGAGCAGCUGGUGAACAUCGGCUCCUCCUACAACUAUGGUAGCGAGGACCAGGCAGAGUUCCUGUGCGUGGUAUCCAAGGAGCUCUAUAGCUCCCCAAACGGGCCUAGCUCUGAAUCCAGCCGCAAAACCAAGGUUCCCGUCUGCACCCUCUCAGACCUGAGGCCGAGCUUGCAGUGAGGGCUUCUCCCUGGCCCCUCGCCCGCCCCCAGAGCUGCCACCCCUGGUUUGUAGCUUGGUGGAGCUGGAGAGGGGGGCGGAAGUGAGGAGGGUGCUCAUCUCUUGUUCUUUGAAUUUGAGCCGAGCUAUUGGCUGAUUUUCUCCACCCACCAAAGUUUCUCAACUGAUCUUGGCCUUGGGGGCGAGGCUCUGAGAGAAGAAAGUUAAGGGGUGGGAACUCUGUCCUCCCACCUACCAGUCAGCACCGGAGCCAGGCUGGGGAGGAGGGAAGGAAAGCUGGAGCCAGAAGCCUCGGCCUCCUCCCUGCGUGUCCAGGAGCUCCCGCCUCACUGCCCUUGGCCCUGAGUUCCCUUGUUCCGUGGGGAUGAGGAGGACAGGCCACAUUUGGAUACCCUUGGCCUAUGAGGAGUCAGCCAGAGCCAGCUAAGGAUUGCAAUGUGGCAGAAAAAGCCCUGGCCAGGUGCCCACAAGCCCCUACUCAACCAUAUCUGCCUGCUGUGACAGGCAAAUCACUGUCCUUCUCUGGGCCACAGUUGCCUCUGAAAUGGGGACAGACAGCUGCUCUUUGUGACUCCUUUUUGUCUGGGGCAGCAGUAACCUGCCUCUCCUGGCCCUGACCCCCUGGUCAGAGUCUUGGCAGAAUCUGGCCAUCCCUAGGCAGAUUCCAUAUGGGGCCUAGGGCUCCUGGACGGGUUGGUUGGGGUACCCUUCCUCCUCUCCUCCUCAGUUCUGAACCCACCUUCUCUGGGCCUCAGCCCCACUCCCUCCUUCAGAGGGAGCCUGUGACUCACCUGCCUUUCUCUCUCCCUCUCUCCCCACCCUCCAUUUCAAUCUCCUCUCUGCAUCACCCCCUCCUCACUGGCCCGUUCCCUCCCAUCUUCCUGCCCCUUUCCCUUCUUUCUUAUUUUCUAGCUGUUACAAGCCAGAGGCACCCGGAUGUGAGGCCCCAGAUCACCUCCAGGGACUUGGGGUUCCCAUCUGAAAUCCUUUAUUUUUGUUCUACGGGGUGGGCUCCUGGCCUGAGAUGGAAGAAGCACGCUCCCCGCUGCCACCU